Selaginella moellendorffii is the source of this 854-nucleotide messenger RNA. Its product is annotated as ABC transporter I family member 11, chloroplastic. The coding region runs from base 20 to 763 and encodes 247 amino acids. The transcript has 9 exons. Gene Ontology annotation, biological process: transmembrane transport. Gene Ontology annotation, molecular function: ATP hydrolysis activity; ATP binding; ATPase-coupled transmembrane transporter activity. Gene Ontology annotation, cellular component: membrane; chloroplast envelope. The record is from RefSeq and is a predicted model, not a curated record. NCBI's taxonomy places the organism in Eukaryota, Viridiplantae, Streptophyta, Lycopodiopsida, Selaginellales, Selaginellaceae.
UCUAGGUUUGUGGCAAGCAAUGGCGCCCAUUGCGAGCUCUGGCGAGCGAUUCUUGUGCUGCUGGAGCGCUGCUGCGUGCCAUUCGGAUUAUCUCCAGGUGAAAAGAGUGAGCUUCAAGCCUCCCGGGACCGAAGCCACCAUUUUAAACAACGUGAGCUUCUCGCUUCCCGAAAAGAGGCUAGGAUUGAUCACUGGAAGAAGCGGUAGUGGCAAGACAACAUUGCUUCAGAUGUUAGCCGGCCUGGCGUCGCCCACACAAGGCUCCAUCGUUUUAGGCGGCACAAAAGGGGACACCACAGUCAGCCUCACAGCCAAAGUGGGCCUGGUUUUCCAGUUUCCUGAGAGGUACUUUCUCACGGAUUCCAUCCUGGAAGAGCUAAGCUUCGGGUGGCCAAGCAAAAAAGAGGACUUUUUCUCCAGACAACUGCUAGCAAUGCGCGUGCAAGCCGCUGUAGCUGCCACUGGUCUCGCCAGCAUAUCUUGGAACACCAAUCCUCGAGCUUUGAGCGAUGGAUUCAAGCGACGAUUAGCACUCGCUGUGCAACUGGUCCGCAUGCCAGAGCUGCUGCUGCUGGAUGAGCCGCUCGCUGGCCUGGAUUGGCAAUCACGAUCCGAGAUAGUGAAGCUUCUGAACAACUUGAAGAAGGAGAGGACGUUGCUCGUUGUGAGCCAUGAUCUGCGAGAGCUGAUUCCACUGGUGGACAAGGCGUGGGUUAUGGAUAUGGGUGGGACUUUGGUUGAGCAGCUAAAUUCUACUCUCUAGUUCGUGGAAUGUUACUCUUAAGAUAAAACUAUACACUAACCGAUCAAGCCAGUGAGGCUGGAUGGGCAAUUAAAAGUUUUUAGUAUUGCAA